Symbiodinium sp. CCMP2592 is the source of this 1608-nucleotide messenger RNA. The record is from the annotation of a GenBank genome assembly. Lineage: Eukaryota; Dinophyceae; Suessiales; Symbiodiniaceae.
AUGGCUGACCAGGAGGUUGACGAGAUUCAAGUGGCUCUAGGCCAGCUUUUUCGCGCCUACGACUUGGAUGAGUCGGGCCUGCUGAGUCGGGAGCAGUUCAUAGCCAUCGAGAUGCGGAUCCACUAUGAGGAGGGGCAGGUCUACCGGGGUGACUCGGGCAAUGCCAAGAUGACCCUGGCUGAUCGCGACUCAAACGGCUCCCUUGACUUCGAAGAGUUCCAGGAGCGGAUGCUCACGGCCUAUCAGGAGAUGGGUAUGUCUCGAGUGGAAGUUUUAGAGCACAUGGCGCAGCAGACGAACCAGGCGCUGGAUGAGCGAGCUAGGAUGGGACCGAGGUACCAUGCCGGCAUCCGCUUCUCGCUGCGCAGAAUCUUUGCCCUCGUCGACCUCGCCAACGAUGGCCUCGUCCCCCCCGAGAACUGGGUCUCGGCCCAGAAGACGGUGGCUACGCAGGUAGGCGAUGAUCUGCAAGCCGGUUGGAUCGACGAAGCGUCCUUCCAAACCGCGGACACCAACGGCGACGGAGUCCUCGAUAUCAACGAGUUCCUAGAGGCCAGCUUCCUGAGGUUCGAGGCUGAGACGCGGCCGGUAGAGUCCAUCCUGCAGACGGUGCAGCGGAUCGAGGAGGUUCUUGCGGAGAAGAGGGAGGUAGGCUGCAAGGAGACGCCGCCGGUGACCAUCUACGUGCAGGCCGCCGAGAAGGCGCCCUUCCAGCCGCCGUCAGCCUCCUGGCAAAGCGAGCCCACAGAACCGGACGAGCCCAACGAGGCCUGGAAAGACUGCGGUGAGGUGGCCUUGCCUCUGAACCUCACCGCCGCCGAGGAUGUGAUGGCGCUCUUGCGUCUUCAUCUUCGGCUCGCGCACGACACCUGGAUUUCCGUGUUCUACCUCGGCCCUACGAAGGAAGGCGGCCGUACGACAACUCUGCUAAAGGAGCGGCCGGGAGGUGAGAGCAACACCACCGAGAUGUUGAACUACUUUUACAAGCCGAAUGCCGAGCUUAAGCUCUAUGUCAAGAACAUGCGCAAGCGACCGAGUCUGCUGCUAAAGCAGCCCCGUGCCUUUCCAGAGGAAAGGGAUGGGCUCUUCGCCCAGCGCAUUGGUGCCACCUGGGCCCUGGACUGGGAAACGCAACUGCUGGGCGUGGGGGAGGCGGUGCCCGCACGGCCGCUAGUCAUGCAAGUCGGCGACACCUUGAUCCUAGAGGUCCCACAGACGGACCAGAGCGGGGAGUACAGGUACAUGGUGAAUGUCUACAUGGACAAGACCGAUGUGCUGAGCAAGCCCGUGAACGAGGUCAUUGAGGUCAAGGCGCCGAAGAAAGGGAAGAAAGGGGGACCCGAACCGGAUCCCCUGCUGCAGCUCACCUUCGUGGCGCUGCAGGAAGGCAAGUGUGUGAUCUUCGCGGACGUGAGCUGGGAAGAUCAGGAAGAAAAGCUGUGCCUGACACACAAGCUCCUGGCCCCAGUGGCCAAGAAUACGGUGGCCAGGAUCGGACCCAUAGAGGCCGAGAUACAGAAAGCUGUCGGCGGCAAAGGGGACAAGGGUGCGCUCCAGUGGUGGACUGGCGACAAGUGGGCAGGCAAGAAGAAGAAACCUAAGAAGUGA